Molecule: messenger RNA, 324 nt
Organism: Perkinsus marinus ATCC 50983
Lineage: Eukaryota; Perkinsozoa; Perkinsida; Perkinsidae
Exons: 4
Coding region: 1-324 (107 amino acids)
Source: RefSeq, a predicted model, not a curated record
AUGGCCACGGAAGGUUUGAUAAGAAAAACUGCGCAGCCUUCAGCGAUAGCAGCGGUGUGUUGGUCUUACUUGAACUUCGCGAAGUAUGAUGAUGAUAUUUUCCUAGCAAUCACAGAUCGCCUCGACGAGUUGUUAUCAGUGGGAGAAGGCCAACCGUUGCAGUUGAACGGUCAUGGCUUUUUAGGAAUCAUGGCCUUCCUUGGCAAAUUCAAUGGUGGUCGUUUGACUGCACUAAUUGAGCGACUAAUUGAGGUGGGCUUUGACGCAGUGAAAUAUGCAAAUGGUGCAAUUGGAAGUUGCGGUGGCUGGUUUAUCCCCGAGUAG